CAAGCAUUUUGAAAAGGACUUUGGUAGGCACGUCAAUACUCGACUCGUCCGUUCUUUGACAAAUAGCGGACAGAUGGGCCUUUGUUUCUAUUAAUGACAAUCGUAUCCUUCAAUUCCUUCUUUAAUGUCCGAAAUAUUCACCCUUACUUUAAGCCGGCGAGGUGAACGCACAAGAGCUGCGUGAGUUGGGGUUUUUCUGUAAAGCUCUUAAGAUUUGUAGAUUCUUGAAGAACUUGAAGAGGAAGCAAUUUCUUUUAUUCACUCUGAUGUGGGUUUGAUUUAUAUCCAAGUUUCCAAGUGAAAAACAGAAGAAUUGAAGAGUUGAGAGAUGGGUGUAAUUAGUACUUUUUUGGGGUUUUCCGGCUUUGGAAUCGGCGUUUCUGCUGGGAUUGUGAUCGGUUAUUAUCUCUUCAUCUACUUUCAACCCACAGAUGUCAAGGAUCCAAUUAUUCGACCUUUGGUCGAACGAGACUCUGAAACUCUACAAAGUAUGCUUCCUGAAAUACCGGCGUGGGUAAAAAACCCGGAUUUUGACCGGGUUGAUUGGCUUAACAAGUUCAUCGAAUAUAUGUGGCCUUAUCUUGACAAGGCAAUAUGCAAGACUGCAAAGGAAAUUGCAAAACCCAUUAUCGCAGAACAAAUUCCAAAGUAUAAAAUUGAUUCGGUUGAAUUUGAGACUCUUACAUUAGGCUCUUUGCCUCCUACAUUUCAAGGGAUGAAAGUGUAUGUUACUGAUGAGAAGGAGUUGAUAAUGGAACCAGUUCUAAAAUGGGCUGGAAACCCUAAUGUUACUGUGGCUGCUAAAGCAUAUGGUUUGAAAGCAACUGUUCAGGUGGUGGAUUUACAAGUCUUUGCUGCACCUCGUAUCACUCUAAAACCACUUGUUCCUAGCUUUCCCUGCUUUGCUAAAAUAUGUGUGUCUCUCAUGGAGAAGCCACAUGUUGAUUUUGGGCUGAAGCUAUUUGGAGCUGACCUUAUGUCAAUUCCUGGAUUGUAUAGGUUUGUUCAGGAACAAAUCAAAGAUCAAGUUGGCAACAUGUAUCUUUGGCCUAGAACUCUAGAAGUACAAAUAUUGGAUCCAUCCAAGGCCUUAAAGAAGCCUGUAGGAAUACUUCAUGUGAAGGUUUUGAGGGCAAUGAAGUUGAAAAAGAAAGAUCUUUUGGGUGCUUCUGAUCCUUAUGUGAAAAUAAAGCUCACAGAAAGUAAGCUUCCAUCAAAGAAGACAACUGUGAAACAUAAGAAUUUGAAUCCCGAAUGGAAUGAGGAGUUCAACAUGGUUGUUAAAGAUCCAGAAUCUCAAGCUGUAGAGUUCCAAGUUUAUGAUUGGGAACAGGUUGGCAAACAUGACAAGAUGGGGAUGAAUGUGGUGCCCUUGAAGGAAAUUGUACCCGAUGAGCCAAAAGUUGUAACACUUGAUCUCCUAAAAAACAUGGAUUCAAAUGAUGCCCAAAAUGAAAAAUCAAGAGGCCAAAUUGUUGUAGAAUUGUUAUAUAAACCUUUUAAGGAUGAAGAUAUGCCUGCAUUUGAAGAUGCAGGUGCUGUUCAAAAGGCACCUGAAGGAACACCAGCUGGAGGUGGUGUACUUGUUGUUAGGGUUCAUGAAGCUCAAGAUGUUGAAGGAAAACACCACACUAAUCCUUAUGUCCGUGUCCUUUUCAAAGGAGAGGAGAAAAAAACCAAGCAUGUGAAGAAGAAUCGGGAUCCAAGAUGGAAUGAGGAGUUCACAUUCACACUAGAAGAGCCUCCUUUGAAUGAUAAAUUGCAUGUGGAAGUUGCUAGUGCUUCAUCAAGGAUUGGGUUACUACAUCCUAAGGAAUCGUUGGGUUACAUUGAUAUAAGUCUUGUGGAUGUUGUGAAUAAUAAAAGGAUCAAUGAAAAGUAUCAUCUUAUUGAUUCAAGGAAUGGGAAGAUCCAAAUUGAGCUUCAAUGGAGGACUGCAUCUUGAAUUCUUGAUGAUAGUGAGACAGAGACAUAUAAUAUAUAUAUAGAGAGAGGUUUGAUUGAAGAAAAUGGUUUCUCACUUUUGGUACUUGAAAACUGAAUCGAAAUACUUAUGUUUGCUGUUUGUUG
Molecule: messenger RNA, 2070 nt
Organism: Lactuca virosa
Lineage: Eukaryota; Viridiplantae; Streptophyta; Magnoliopsida; Asterales; Asteraceae
Source: the annotation of a GenBank genome assembly